GUGCUUCUUCACUCUUAUUUAUACACUUCAUUUCUUUUGUGGUUGCUGGCAAAGACUAAAGCUUAGCACAAAAUUUAAUAAUGAUAUAAUGCAAGUUAGAUUAGCUUAGCUACCUAGAAUUAUAUUUAUUCUACUUUUACCCCACCAUCCACUACUAUCUCUAGCUCUUACACAUACACUCUUUGCAUAUCAUAUACUCCUCCGUAUAGUACUAUAUAAUUCCCAAGUUGCAUGUAAUAAUAAAAACAUAGUUAUUCCCCAUUAUCACACGUACUCAAAUUAAUACUACUAUCUUGAGCAGAACCAUGAGUUAUGAGCCAAACACAACCCUCAACUUGAGCCUGCUAUCAUCCAAGAAUGAGUUCAAGCGGCUGGCGUGUCCAUCCGCUAGCUUGCCCGCUCCGCUAAGUCAAGCGGAGUUGCGGGUAUUUUCGUGCAACUAUUGCCGGAGGAAGUUCUAUAGCUCACAAGCCUUGGGAGGGCACCAAAACGCACAUAAGCUGGAGAGAACCCUAGCCAAGAAGAGCAUGGAGAUGAUGAACCUAGUAGACGUCCAGCCGUAUACGGAAUACAGCCCGCGGCUCAAACCGGGAACCACUAGACCGGGCUAUGGCCAAGGACAUGCAGCUAGGUUUGGAGAUGGUGCAAGCUUUGGAAUGAGGGAAGUGGUUUAUGGGUAUAGAAACGAGAAUGGGCACAAGCCUGGUGGGAAUGGUCAAGAGGAAUUUGGUCAACUUGACUUGUCUCUUAGACUUUAAUAAUGCGAUUGGAAUUGGUACGUUAUGAACUAAUUAUAAUUAUUUUUCAAAUGUUUAUUUACGUAUACUUUAGAUGGGGUUUGGAUCAUCAGUCACAGCUCUCAAGUAAGCGAGGCAUGCAUAGCUGUAUCAUGUAAUUGGUAUGUUUUUAGGUACAAGUUGUGUCAUAUGUGUAUUUGCAGCAAACUUUAAGUGUUUGUUUGUGGAAGUAAAAUAUUAUGUUCUUCCAUAUGCAGUAUGUAUUUCCUUACUUUCAGGUUUAUUAAUUGUAUUGUUUUUUAAGGGCCAUUAUUGUCUUCAUAA
Messenger RNA from Cuscuta epithymum, 1061 nucleotides. NCBI's taxonomy places the organism in Eukaryota, Viridiplantae, Streptophyta, Magnoliopsida, Solanales, Convolvulaceae. The record is from the annotation of a GenBank genome assembly.